This is a messenger RNA of Salvia miltiorrhiza (redroot sage), 3191 nucleotides long. RefSeq lists its product as uncharacterized. Bases 335 to 2881 code for a protein of 848 amino acids. The transcript is spliced from 16 exons. NCBI's taxonomy places the organism in Eukaryota, Viridiplantae, Streptophyta, Magnoliopsida, Lamiales, Lamiaceae. The record is from RefSeq and is a predicted model, not a curated record.
UCCAAAUUUUAUUCGCGAAAACCAUUAAUCCAAUCUCUCUUCUCUCUCUCUCUCUCUCUCUUCUGUGGUAUUUUUGAGUUGAAGUCCUUUAAAGCCCUUAAAUUGACGGAAGCACCCCAAAAACCAAUCUCCGAAACUCCACUGUCAAAAAGUGCACGACGAUUCCAUUACUCAAUUUCAACUCUUGGUUGACCGAUAUUCCUCUCUGUGGAUUUUUUUUCUCCCCCAUUUUCUUUUUUCUCUCUAUUGCUUUCCUAUUUCCUUUUUCCAUUAGGGUUUUAAUGAGGAAUUAGUAAUUUCUUUCGGAAAAAAAAGGUGGUUUUACCUUGCGUUAAUGGAGGUGCCGCCCCCCGCCCCCACUGCCGCGCGGAAUGGCGGAUUUACGAUGCCGCCGCUGCCCUCGUCUUCAUCUCAGCCUUCUCGCAAGGAGUGGCGCGUUGUUUCCGAGCAAUCGCCUCGAAACUCCGCUACCGAGGUGGAGUUGGAUCGUUCAAAACUAGUUCAGUCCGAUGAGAGAUUGAUAUACGAGGUACAGCAUGGGAGGGAGCCAGUGGAUGUGGAUUUUUGCGCUAUAACUAUCGAUGGGGAUUUGGAUAACAAUAUUUUGCAGCAAAGACUUCAUGCAUUGGCAAAGAAAAGGGAGGAGUUGCAGCAUAUGGAGAUUGAGCUUCGUGCACAGAACAUUGCGAGAUCUGAGAUUACCAGAAUUCACAAUACAUUUGAUGCUCAACUAAAAGAGCAUGGAAAUGUUAAUGUUAAGCUGCAGGAGCAAUUGCACGAAAAGGAACAGAAGAUACGUGAGCUGGAGAGGAAGAUGGAAGACAAGGAUAGAGAAUUGCAUGCUAUUAGAUUGGACAAUGAAGCGGCCUGGGCCAAAGAGGACCUUUUGAGGGAACAAAGCAAAGAGCUCCAGAGCUACAGGAGGGAAAGAGACAGCUCUGAAGCUGAAAGGGUGCAACAUAUUAAUCAAAUCCGGGAACUUCAGGAACAUAUUCAAGAGAAAGAUCGCCUGUUCAUGGAGUUGCAAGAACAGCAUAGGAUUGCCCAAGAAACCAUUAUUUUCAAAGAAGAGCAGUUACGAGAGGCACAAGCGUGGAUGACUCGUGCACAGGAAAUGGAUGCUUUACAGUCAACUACUAACCACACUUUACAAGCUGAGCUGCGAGAACGUACGGAACAUUAUAAUCAACUCUGGGUUGCUUGUCAAAGACAGUUUGGUGAGAUGGAAAGACUUCAUUUGCAUAUACAACAGCUCCAGCUUGAAUUGGUUGAUGCUAGAGAGAAGACUGGAAAUAACAUUGAUGGUUCAAGUAUCUCUCAUAAAAAUCUGAUUGAUGCUUCUAAAACUGAACAGAGCAAUGGUAGCCAGCAGGAUGUGAAUAGUAAUGGUUCACAGAGUAUAGACAUUGGCAGCCUACAAAAUGGAAGAUAUGAAUGUGUUCCUGGUGGAAACACAUCAACACAGGCUGACAAUGUUCAUGUUGUUGCCUUUGCUCCUUCAUCCCUUCUUGGCAUGCCACCCUAUGCGCCACCAGGACAGGUGACUGCUUUGCAUCCAUUUGUAAUGCAUCAACAAGGUGUUCCUCACCCAUCACAUGUUAUGCAAUCUCACUUUCACGCUGUAUCCACAAUGCCCACCAUUCAAAAUUGGCAGCAAGGUCAACCAGAUGGCCAACAUGCUCCUAUCCAUGAUCAGGAAACCGAACAAAAUUUGGUGAAAACUCACUCUACUCUUGACUACGAAGCUUCUGGGAAUGGUCAGAUUCUUCAUGUGAAUGAUUUGGUUUCGAAUAUCAGUCAAGGAUUAGAUGCUGAUUCGAUCCCAUCAGCAAAUGGAGAUGGCAAGGUUCUUGACUCCAUUGGAAAUAAUUAUGACAAUACACAAUCUCCUGAGAGCUUGCAGCAAGUGUCUUCCCAUUUUCGGGACGCGCUUAAUUUGAAUCAUCUAGAACAUGGCAAUGACUCUAAGCCACAGGAGAAGCAAGUGAACCAAGUUCGUGACCAUGGAAUGGAAAACAAGAGCACAAUGGAACACCCUGAUCUUGCUGGCCUGGCGUCAUCCGAGAGAGUUGCUAAUGUUAAGAAUUUCAGUGAGAAGACCACAAAUAAUGGAUCGACUACUGAUACAGCUGAUGUAUCUGUCUUUGCUGGGCAGAAAAAUAUCCCAGGAAACACUGCAGAAAGUUAUCUACUGGAUGAGAGAGUAUUAUUGGCUUCUAUAGCACGCACAAUAGGCUCUGGUGGCCGAAUUAGGAUUAGUUCUACGCUUCCAAAUAGACUUGGGAAAAUGCUUGCGCCACUUCACUGGCAUGAUUACAAAAAGAAGUACGGAAAGCUUGAUGAUUUUGUAGCUGGUCAUUCUGAAUUGUUUUUUAUUGAGGGCGAUUACAUUCAGCUUCGUGAAGGGGCACAAGAAACCAUAGCAGCCUCAGCAGCUGUUGCCAAAGUUGCUGCAGCUGCAGCUGCAGCUCCAUCAUCAUACUCAUCAUUGUUGCCUUCUGUAGCAGUCACUCCUAUGGCUCAGUCCCAUCGACUGAAGAAGGCCUCACCUCUUGACUCGUCUUAUGUAAUUGUUGACAAGGACAGCUUUAACGAGUUUGGUGGUCCUAGACCUUUGAAUGUGAAUGACCAUCCUUCUCAGUUAUCAGCUGCGCAAAGCCAGAACAUAAAUGGUUUUCCACUUCGUGUUCCUGGAGGAACAUCAAAUGUCAAAAUUUUGAGCAAAGCUAAAGAUCAUUUGGAGCUGAAUGGUAAUGAGACUGGAUUUGGCCGCUCUACGCUGCAGCCAGUUGGCAAGGGUGGAUCUCAUGGGAGGCCUGGAAUGAGUUCAACUGGGAAACAACACAGGGCAGCUGUGGCUGUGUCAAAUGUGAGAAGAUAGAUAUGCUAUGAAUCCCUUUUGUAGGCAAUGUCAGUAUUACUAUAUUGUUGGCAACUUGGCAUCAAUUGCCGAAGAAAGAAUUGGAUAGGAUGAUUGGCAGAAGGCUUUAAAAUCUCAAGUUAAGUUGUCCAGUUACUUUUUUACCCUGUGCAAAUCGAUUCAAGAUACUUGUUAUUUAAUAUAUUUGUUCUCUUAAAUUUGGAUUUCUCAAAUUUUUUGUUUCUUGUGUUGAGAAUGCAUUGAUGAAAAUGUGAUGCAGCGAGCAUUUUAAUUUUUUGGUUAAUGGAAAGGCAAUGCUAUAUUUUCAUAA